Messenger RNA from Marasmius oreades (fairy-ring Marasmius), 1926 nucleotides. RefSeq lists its product as uncharacterized. Gene Ontology annotation, molecular function: copper ion binding; oxidoreductase activity. Lineage: Eukaryota; Fungi; Basidiomycota; Agaricomycetes; Agaricales; Marasmiaceae. The transcript is spliced from 11 exons. The record is from RefSeq and is a predicted model, not a curated record. Bases 106 to 1707 code for a protein of 533 amino acids.
GUUCUCUCUCGCUACCUAUAUAAACCAACGAGUUCGCGUCGUAUUCUGGAAAAGAUCAGGGCCUUGUCUGUCCCUGGUACAGCGCCGAUUGCGUAUCAACGAACGAUGGUAUCUCCGCCUUUCUGUCUUUAUACGGUCCUGUCCUUGGGCAUACUUGGAACAUUGGCACUCGAAACCAUCCAUCGUGAAGGGGAUUUGCAUGUUGCGAAUAGAAAGAUUGCACCAGAUGGGUGGAAACGUUCAGCGGUUCUUGCCGGGAAAUCAUUGGCGACGGUUGAUAUUCCUGGUCCGUUGAUCACAGCAAAUCGGGGGGAUCGACUCAAGAUUAACGUGAUCGAUGAGUUAUCCGACACUUCUAUGGUUCGAGCCACGAGUAUACAUUGGCACGGAAUCUUUCAAAAAGGGACUAACUGGGCCGAUGGAGUCGCUUCGGUAACUCAAUGUCCCAUCAUCCCUGGAGAAUCUUUUCUCUAUAAUUUCCUCGUACCGGAGCCGGGGACGUAUUGGUACCAUUCACAUAUCUCUGUGCAGUAUUGCGAUGGGUUGAGAGGGCCUUUGGUCAUUUAUGAUCCCGAGGAUCCGUAUAAAGGCGAGUACGAUGUCGAUGAUGAGUCGACGGUUUUGACGAUUGCUGACUGGUAUCACCGAACUGCCCGCGAUAUACUCGCUACGCAAGCUGCUCCAGCUCCAAAUGCCACUCUUAUCAACGGAAAAGGUCGUUAUCCCGAAAACCCAACAGCACCAUUCUCUGUGAUCAACGUCGAACACGGAAAACGCUACCGCUUUCGCUUGAUUUCCAUGUCUUGCGAUCCUUCCCACACAUUCUCUAUCGACGGACACAACUUUACCAUCAUCGAAACCGACGGACAAUACACCCAACCCCAUACCGUCACCUCCAUCUUCCUCCACGCAGGACAACGGUAUUCAAUCAUUCUUCACGCGAAUCAGAAGAUUGGAAACUACUGGAUUCGAGCGUCUCCCGAUGACGGUCCAGUGGGAUACGAAAAUGGAAUCAACAGUGCAAUUCUUCGGUAUUCCGGAUCUCCUCCCUCAGAACCACAACCUUCUACCCACCCGACACCAACUGGACCGGGUUCAGAGUUAAAAGAGUACGAUCUUGCUCCCUUGUUCAGUCCUCAAGCACCGGGGCGCCCUAGACCUGGUGGUGCGGAUGUUACGCUUGAUAUCACACUUGGAUUUGCGUUACCGGCUUCCUUUUUAAUGAAUGGAGUGCAGUGGAAGACACCGUCUGUUCCUGUGCUUUUGCAGAUGCUUAGCGGACAGAGGCAUCCGAAGAGUUUGGUGCCCAACGGAUUGGUUUAUUUGAUUCCGAAGGGGGCUAUUGUGGAGGUUAAUUUGCACGGAGGGGAUGCCCCUGGUGGGCCGCAUCCGUUUCAUUUGCAUGGGCAUGCGUUUAGCGUUGUAAAGCAUGGUGAUAUCGAUGUUUAUAACUUUCAGAAUCCGGUCCGACGUGAUGUGACGUACGUUAGUACCGGAAACUUGACCACGAUUCGGUUCACAACCAAUAAUACUGGGCCGUGGUUCCUUCACUGCCACAAGGAUUUCCAUCUCGAAGAUGGCCUUGCUGCGGUACUUGCAGAAGACAUCGAGGAUGUCAAAGAGGAAGUUGUUCCCCCGGAUGAAUGGAAGAACCUCUGCCCGACGUAUGAAGAGUUUAGCCAAACGUACCCUGCGGACAGUCCCUAAUCAUUUUUUAUCUUUAUCUUUAUUUUGGGGAUGGGAUUGGAUUUCAAGUUCGACUUUCGUUAUGCAUACAUCUGUCCUUAGUAGGUCGUCAUAUUCUAUCAGUCCCUGGAUUCAAAUACGAUGUGUCGAUUGUUUGGACCGAGUGUGGAUAGGUGCAUGAGUUGACCCAUGGUCAAAGUUGUGGGUCUUUGUAGGCGCAUGUUCGUGAAAAACGUUAGC